Messenger RNA from Closterium sp. NIES-65, 8151 nucleotides. The record is from the annotation of a GenBank genome assembly. NCBI's taxonomy places the organism in Eukaryota, Viridiplantae, Streptophyta, Zygnematophyceae, Desmidiales, Closteriaceae.
AUGCCAAUCCAAUCCCGGGAUUCGCUCCAAAGCCAGCCUAGAGAAUCCACAGGCGAGUCUGCAACCUCCAUGGUGUCGGCAGCAUCCGCAGUGACGGCAGAGUCGGCAGAUUCAGCAGGAACGGCCGUGGGGAGGACGAUCAGCAGCAGCAGCGGCGGCGGGGACGGCGAUUUCAUGACGCCCACAGGCGGCAACACGCCGUCCAGCGCCACCAGCUACGGCUCCGACUCCUCCUCGGGGGGCUUUGUGCUGCGUCCGUUCGCUGCUGGGCCUCGGGAGUUCCGCACCAUCGCCCAGGGCAUCCUGAAUAAGGUGAACCUAAGUGGGGAGCUGCGGGAGCUGCUGGAGGAGGAGCUCGUGCAGCUGCAGGAGCUGCUAGCUCGGUCGCGAGACGAGGAGGAGAGGCUCCGAGCCAAGCUGCAGGGCGACGAGCAGCAGUGGCAGCAGCAGCUGCGGGAAUCCGCAGCCGCUUUAGCAGCCAAGGAGGAGGAAUCCAGGGUUCUGCUAGCUCGGGUGGAGGAGGGGGAGAGGGAGAGAGAGAGGCUCCGGGCAGAGGCGGAUGCGGCGAGGCUUGAGGCUGCGAGUGCAGGUGAGAAGCUAGCUGCGACCAAGGAUAAGCUGGGAGUGGCGAUUAGGAAGGGGAAGGAGGUGGUGCAGCAGCGGGAGGCGCUGAAAGGGACUCUGGCGGAGGAGACUGCUGUGCUGGAACGGUUAAGGGAGGAGCUGGAGCGAGAGAGAGAGGGGAGGAGGGACGCGUUGAAGGCUGUGGAGGUGAAGGAAGGGGAAGUGGCGGAGGGGAGACGGAGGGUGGGUGAACUGGAGGGUGAAUUGGAGGAAGGGAGGAAGAGGGUGGAGGAGUUGGAGGCAGCAGUUGCUGCAGCUGAGGGGAAGGCGGCAGGGAUGGCGGAGGAAGGCGGGGAGAGGGUUAGGGAGAUGGAGGAGAGGGUGAGGGAGGCGGAAGAGAGGGUGCGGGUGGCGGAAGAGGAGGUAGCUGAGGUGAAAAGGCAAGCGGCGGAAGGGAGGGAGCGUGCUGUGGAGCUUCUAGGGCAGGUGGCGGAGAGAGAUGCGCUCCUGGCGAGGAGAGGAGAGGAGUUGAGGGAGGUGGAGAGGCGCGAGAGGGAACUGGAGAGAAGGGUUGCGGAGGAGAUGGAGAGGAGGAUUGAGGAGGGGAGGGAGGAGGGGAGGAGGGAAGUGGAGAGGGAGGUGGGGGUGUGGGAGGGUAGGGUAGAGGAGGAGAGGAGUAAGGCGGAAGAUGCUAUGAAAAAGGCGGAGUGUUUGUCUAAGGAGGUGGAUCAGUUACAGGAGAGGGUUGCAGAGACAGAGGGGCAGUUGGUUGCUUUGCAGACAGAACUUGCUGCAGCGAAGGGGGAGGUAGAGGAGAAGGAGGGAUCGGUGUCAGGGUUAGAGGUGAGCCUGAGUGGGGAGAGGGAGAGAGUGAGACAGCUGGAGGAAAUGGUGGGGACGCUGAGAGGGGAGGUUCAGGAGGCGCAGAAGGCAGGUGGUUCAGAAGCAGACGCGAGAGAAAGGGCGAGAGAGAGGGAGAGUGUGCUGACUCGAGAGUUGGAGUCGUUGCAAGCACAGAAAGAGGCGCUGGUGGGUGCUGUGGAGGAUGAGAGGGCGAUGAGGGAAGAGGCGGAAGAGGCUAAGAGGAGGGUGGAAGGAGAGAAGGGAGAGGUGGUGGAGAAGCAGGGGGAGCUGGAAGCAAGAGUGGAAGAUUUACAGGGGAAGCUGGAUGAGAUGAAUUUACAGGCUAAGGGCUGGGAGGAGCAAGUGGAGGGGCUUAAAGCUGAAGUCGUGGGUUGGCAGGCGAGGUUUGCUGGUCGGGAGCAGGAGUUUGCAGGUUUGACUGCCGAAGCUGAGGCACGGUUGGAAGAGGUUCGGCAGGAGCUGGAGGGGAUGCGAGGGAGGGAGAAGGAGUGGGAAGGGAGGGUUGGGGAGGUGGAGGAGAGAGUGAGGGAGGGUGAGAGAGCGUUGCAGGAGAGUGAGAGGCUGUUGCAGGAGGUGAGGGAGAAGGGGGAGGGGCUUCAGAAGGAGCUCAGUGAGAUGGAAGAGAGAGCAAAGGAGGCUGAGGAACGGAAAAAGGAGGCUGAAGCAAGAGUUGAGGAGGCUGAGAGAAGGAGGAAAGAGGAAGAAGCUAGAUCGAGUGAGCUGUUGCUGCAAGUGGAGGAAGCCAGGAGGAGAGAGAGUGAGGUGAGCGAGGGGAGGGGUGGUGAGAGUGAGGUUGAGGCAUGGAGGGCUGAGUGGAAGGCUGAAGAGGCGUUGCUGCUGCAGAAGCAGGCUGAGAUAGAGGGGCUUUUGGUUGCUAAGGGGCGAGAAUUUCUGGAGCUGAAGGGAGAGUGGGAGAGGGAGAGGGAUGCUUGGGCAACCGAGAGAGGUGAGUGGGAGAGAAAGGCGAAGGGAUGGGCGAUGGAGAAAGAAGAUUUGCUUGGGAGGCUGCAGGGGGAAAGAGAAAAGUGGGAGGAGGAGCAGGGUAGGGUGGAGGAGAGUGAGGGGCAGUUACAGGAACAGGUGGAGGCGGAGAGGAGGAAAGUGGCCGGGUUGAGAGAGGAGAGAGAGCAGCUUCGGAAGAGGUUGGAGGGAUUGGAGGAGGAAGUGGAGCAGGUGCAGGAAGAGGUGGCAGCGGAGAGGCGGAAGGUGGAGGAGUUGAGAGGGAGUUUGGAGGAGGAGGAGAGGCGGUGUGGGGAGAUGGUGAGUGAGUUGCAGGCUGUGGCGGAGGGGAGGGAGGAGGAGAGGAAGCAAGUGGCGGGGCUGACAGAGGAGAAGGAGCAGCUGGAAAGGAGGGUGGAGGGUUUAGAGGAGGAAGUGAAGCAGGUGCAGGGCAAGAUGGAUGAGGUGGAGGAGGAGAAGGGGCAGCUACAGAGUAAGGUGCAGGGGCUGGAGGGGGAGGUGGAGCAGCUGCAGCAGAAGGUGCAGGCAGCAGAGCGGAAGGACGUGGUCACUCUCGCAAAGGUAGUUGCCAGCGAGACAGCCGCAGAGGAAGCAACCAGGCAGCUUCAAUCAGCCCAAGCCGCCCUCGAGGCAAAGCAAGUUGAACUGGCCGCCCUGCAACAGCAAGCAGAGGAGCUGGAAGAAACCCUAGAGCAGCGCGAGACAGAGCUUGAAUCCCUAAAAUCAGACAUCUCGGCGCGAGAGAUGAUCUGGCGUGCGUCGCAAGAUGCAGAGGCGAAGGCAGCAGAGGAUGCUAUUGCGGUGGAGGCAGCUGCUGCAAGGGAGAUGGCGGAGAGAGAGAGGGAUAAGGUGAAGGAGGAAGCUGAGGCGGAAGCAGCGGCUUUGAGGAAGGUUCUGGGAAUGCGGGAGUCGCAGCUGGAGAAGCUGCAGGCUCGGGUGGCCGAGGCUGAGGAGGUGGUUCGGGAGCUGGAGGAGGCUCGGGUGGAGCUCGAGAAAGCUCAGGGGGAGGUGGUUAGGGUUAGGGAGGAGAUGGGGGGAGAGAUGGAGAGAGUGAGGGAGAACAGUGUGAGAACAGAGGAGGAGGUGGAGAAGCUUAGGGCUGCUUUGGAGGGGUAUAGAGAGGAGGUGGAGGAGGGAGAGAAAAAGGUGAGUGAGUGUGAGAAGAGGCUAGAAGAGAGUGAGAAAGAGAGGAGGGCCGCUCUGGAGAAAAUGGAUUCGUUGCUUGGAGAGCUGAUGGAGAAGAGUGAGGAGAAUGAGAGGGUGAGAGAGGAGGGCGCUAGGCUGAAAGAGGAGGCCUGCCGGUUGAGGGAGCAGGCUAGUAGGCUGGAAGAGGAGCUGAAAGGGCGUGACGAGGAGAUUAGUAGGCUGAAACAGGAGGUUUUAAAGGUAAGUGCAAGUGCAGGAGCUGAUGGGGAGAGGGAGCGGAUGGAGGAGGAGGUAGUGCGACUUACUAGGGACGUAGAGCAGAAGGGAGCAUUGCUGAAGGUCGCUGAAGACGCAAGGGCAGCAGCUGAGGCGAAGAACGCGAGCCUGGUGAAGAAGGCGAAGGAGAGGAUCGAAGGCAUGAAGCAGAAGGCUGCAGUUGAGGCCCAGGCUGCUGCAGACGCGAGAGCCGAGGUUGAUCGACUGAAGCGGCUUCUGGAGGGGGGAGAGGGCAGAGGGCGAGGAGGGGGGGAAGAGGGAGGAGAGGGUGGGGCAGGGGAGAUAAGAGCAGAGGCGAAGGCAACGAAUGUUGAGGACGCGGCCGAGAUAGAGGGGCUUCGUGCCAAGGUCUCUCUCCUUGAAACGGAGCUGUCUCAGUUGAAGCAAGGGGAGCGGAGCGGGGCAGGAGCAGGGGGAGAAGGAGCAGCAGGGGCGGCAGCAGGGGCAGCAGCAGAGGCAGCAGCAGAGGGGGAGCGGGUGAGGGAGUCACUGAAGCAGGCACAGGAGCAGGUGGCGGGGGUGAGGGAGAAGCUAAGCAAGGCUGUGCGCAAGGGCAAGGCAAUCGAGCAGCAGAAGCUGAAGCUCGAAGCAGACAUCGCUGCUGCCAGGGCUGAGAUUGACGCUCUCAGGACGAGCACUGGGGCAGGCGCAGGGACAGGGGUAGGAACAGGGCUAGGGGCAGCUGUAGCAGCAGCCGCAGGGGCAGGCGGAGGUGUAGCAGCAGGGGAGCAGGUAGACGAGCUGAGAGGAUUGUUGGCUGAGGCAGAAGAGGCGAGGAGGAAAGAGGUAGAGGCGAGGCAGAGAGAGGAGGAGGCGAAGAGGAAAGAGGAGGAGGCGAGGAGGAAGGCUGAGGAGAGGCUGAAAGAGACAGUGGCUAUGAUGGAAGGAGUGACAGAUGCUCUUGCGGGGCGAGAGAAGGAGUGUGAGGAGCUAAGUAACGAACUUACUGAGCUAAGAAAGUCUCUUAGCAGCGCUCAGGAGGAGGUUGCUAGGCUGAUGGGGGAAGUGGAUAGGUUGGAGGAGGAGGGUGGGAGGGAGAGGGCGGAUGCAGAGGAGAGAUUGGAGAAGGUGAAGAGGGAGAGUGAAGAGAUGGAGGGGUUUAAGAAUGGGAAAAUAGCGGAGGUGGAAGAGAUGUUGGCUAUAGUUGAAACGGAUCUUGCUGUAGCGAGGCGGAGAGUUGAGGAGCUGGAGAGGGAGAAAGCGGAGGUGGAGAAGGGGAGGGAGGAGAGGGAGAGGCGAGUGAGGGAGUUGGAAGAGGAAGUGGGGAAGUCGGGAGAGGAGGGGAGGGGAUUGGGGUUGGAGCUAGAGAGAGUGAGGGAGGAACUGAACGAGUGGAGGGGGGUGGCUGAGGAGAGGGGCAGGGAUGUGGAGGGAAUGAGGAGGGAAGUGGAGGAGGCGAGAGAGGAGAGGGAGGAGAGGGGGAAGGCGUUGGUGGGACUUGAGGAGAGAGUGAGGGAGUUGCAGGGGGAGCUGGAGGAGGAGAGGAGGAGGCGGGAGGAAGAAGAGGUGAAGAGAGUGGAAGAGGAGAGGAGGAGGGAGCAGGAGGAGAAAGCGAGGACGAGUGAGGGGGAGGGGGAGAAAGAGGUUGGAGACGCACGGGCACAGUUGAUGGAGAAAGAGGAGUGGUUGAGAGCGGUAGAGGGGCAGUUGAAGGAGGUUCAGUCCCAGCUUGCAACGGUUGAAGAGCGGUUGGUGGCGAUACAGGGCGAGAAGGAAGUAGCAGAGGAGAGAAUACGAGAGCUGGAGACUGAGAGAAGCGCGAGGGAAGAGAGAGUUUGUGUACUAGAGGAUGAGAAGGCAGGUUUGGCUAGGGAGUUGGAGCAGGAGAGGGAGAGGAGAGAGGAAGCGGAUAGGAAUCUAGUGGGAGUGCAGGGUGGGUUGGAUGAGGAGAGGGAGGCGAGGAGAGUGGCAGAAGCUGAGCUGGAUAGUGUACGUUCUGAGCUGGCAAGUGCUCGUGAUGAGCUGGCACGUGUCCGUGCUGAGCUGGCAACGGCUGGUCGUGAUGAGGAGAGGAAGGAUGAAGGUGAAGCAGGAAGCAGUGGGGAGGAUGCUGAUGCAGUGGCUGUGAGAGAGAGAGUGAGGGAGCUGGAGGAGAGAGUGAGGGAGGAGGAGAAGAGAGUGAAGGAGGAGGGGGAGAGAGUGAGAUUGCAGGAGGAAAGACUGAGGGAGAAAGAGGAGAGAGUGAGGGAGGAGGUGGAGAGAGUGAGGGAGGAGGGAGAGAGAGUGAGGGAGGAGGGAGAGAGAGUGAGGGAGGAGCGAGAGAGAGCCAAGGAGCUGGAAGUGAAAGUGGCAAAAUUGGAGGGUGAAUUAGCAGAGCUGCAGUUGCAAUUAGAAAAGGAAAGGGAGGAAUGGAAUGUCACAAAGGAACAGCUUGGAGCAGAUAACGAACGAGCUUGUAACGAGGCUAAAGAGCAAAGGGACCAAGCAUCCCAACUGAGGACUUCCCUCUUGGAGCUUGAAGCACAGAGGGAUGCGUGGGCAGUUGAAAGAGAUGCUCUUGUAGCAGCAGAGCGGCAGGUGCAGGAUGAGAAGCGGGGUUUGGAGGAGCUGGUUGCGGUGCUGAGAGGUCGGAUUCAGGAGGUGGAGGCAGAGAGGGAUGGGUUGCAGGCAGCUGUUGGUCGGCUGGAGGGAGAGAAGGGGGACUUGCAGGAAGCAGUGGAGUGUUUGGAAGGGGAAAAAGGGCGAUUAGAAGGGGAAAGGACUGGUUUAAUGGCGGAAGUUUCUCGUUUGGAAGCAGAGAAGGAGGGUGCUCAGAUGGAGGAAGAGCGGUUGCGAGGUGAAUUGGAAGAAGAGAGGAGGAGAGCGGAGAGUGCGAGGGAGGAAGGUGAGGAGAGGGGGAGGAGGGUAGGUGAGCUGGAAAGAGUGGUUGAGGUCUUGAGGGGCGAGAUGGAAGAGAUGAGAAGGGAGAGGGGGGAGAGGGGGGAGAGGGGGGAGAGGGGGGAGAGAAGGGAGAGGGGGGAGUGGAGGGAGAGGGGGGAGAGGGGGGAGAGGGAGGAGAGGGAGGAGAGGGAGGAGGUGAGUAGGGAUGAAGUGGCUAAGGGUGAGAAGGAGUGGAGAGUAAAUGAAUUGGAGCGAGCCUUGCAAGAGAAGGAAGGAGAGGUGGAGAGACUGGUGAAGGAGGUGCGAGAAAAGGAGUUGAUAAUUGAGGAGUUGAGAGUGCAGGUUGGGGAGAGGGAUGGGGACCUUGAGAGGCUGAGGCAGGAGGUGGGGGAGAGGGAAUCGAUGAUGGGGGAGUUGAGAGAGCAAGUUGGGGAGAAGGAACGGGAGAUUGCGAAGUUGAAGAGCGAGGUUGGGGAGAGGGAUGGGGAGGUAGAGAGGCUGAGGCGGGAGGUGGGGGAGAAGGAGGCAGCAGUGGCGUCGGUGGCGGCGGCACGCAGCAAGGCAGUGGAGAAGCUGAAGAUGAUGGUUGAUAAGCUCAAGGAGGUGCAAGCACAGUCAGAGGCAGUGGUGCAGGAAGCAGAGAUGAGACUGGAGGAGAAGGACCGGGAGAUUGAAGAGAGGCUGAAUUCGGAGGCAGUGGUGCAGGAGGCAGAGAUGAGACUGGAGGAGAAGGACCGGGAGAUGGAGGAGCGGCUGAGAGAGAAGGAUAAGGAGCUGCAGGGGGUGUGGGACCUUGAUGGUGGUGCUGCUGCUACUGGUGCUGUUGCUGGUGCUGGUAAUGGCGUUAGCAGUGAUGUUACGAAAGGUGGUGAGGGGGAAAGCAUGGCUGGUGGUGCAGCAGCUGGCACUUUGGCGCCACAACAGCAGAAGUCUGAGGCAGGCGGUGCUGCUCUUCCUGACGUGGCAGAGAAGGAUGCUGAGCUGGCAAGGCUGCGCGAUGAGGUGGCAGCAGCGGGCGAGGCGGUGAAGGUGCUUGAGGGGCAACUGGAGGCAGCAAGAAGGGAGGCAGAUGACCUGAAGCGCAAGGCAGUCCAGUCACCUCUGCCCUCUUCCUCCUCUUCCUCACAAUUAGCCUCAGCAUCAGCCUCCACUCUCCUGCCAGUCACCACGCAGAGGAAGGCAGCACCCGGGGGAGGUGCAUCCGACACGUCAGCAGAGUACCUGCCACUGCUGGCGCAGCAGCUCGCAACGUCAUCAUCCGCCUCGCUGGCGGGCCACACGGCGCUGCAGAUCUCUGACUCGUACCCCGAUGAUGAAGUGCACGGGUUCAAGUCAAUAGUCAGUGCCUUCCGUUUCCUGCCGUCCUUCCUGCACCCAGCCGCCAAGGGCAUCGACCGCCUAUGUGUGGCGGGAGGGCAGUCACUCAUGGCACGACCCAUGAUGAGGCUGCUGCUCGUGCUCUACUGGAUGGCCAUGCAUGCUGCCAUGCUUGCUAUGCUUGCCGCCCUCACUGUUGCCUGA